UCAUCUUUGUGCAUCAAUGAAAAGUCCAAGUAUGGCUUUAUUCAAGCAACAGAAGGUGGAGGAUGUUUAUGAAAUCGGGGAGGAGCUAGGAAGUGGCCAGUUUGCCAUAGUGAAGAAAUGUCGAGAAAAAAGCACUGGUAUGGAGUAUGCUGCAAAGUUCAUUAAAAAACGUCAGAGUCGGGCCAGCCGUCGUGGAGUGACACGUGAGGAAAUUGAACGGGAGGUUACUAUUCUGCAGCAGAUUCUGCAUGCCAACAUCAUCAAGUUGCAUGACAUCUAUGAGAACAAGACGGAUGUGGUCCUCAUCCUUGAGCUGGUUUCUGGAGGGGAACUUUUUGACUUCUUGGCACAGAAGGAGUCUUUGAGUGAAGAGGAAGCAACCAGAUUCAUCAAACAAAUUUUGGAUGGUGUGAAUUACCUUCACUCUAAGAAGAUUGCUCACUUUGAUUUAAAGCCUGAAAACAUUAUGCUUCUAGACAAGAAUAUCCCUAUUCCACACAUCAAACUCAUUGACUUUGGCCUGGCUCACAAAAUAGAAGAUGGAGUUGAAUUUAAAAACAUUUUUGGAACUCCAGAGUUUGUAGCUCCAGAAAUAGUAAACUAUGAACCACUUGGACUAGCUGCAGAUAUGUGGAGCAUAGGAGUCAUCACUUACAUACUACUUAGCGGUGCAUCACCUUUCCUUGGAGAAACUAAACAAGAAACACUUGCCAACAUCACAGCUGUAAAUUAUGAGUUUGAUGAAGAGUUUUUCAGCAAUACCAGUGACUUGGCGAAAGAUUUUAUUCAGAAACUUCUGGUGAGAGAUACACGGAAACGGCUUACAAUUCAGGAAGCUCUGUCUCAUCCCUGGAUAACGCUGAAAGAAGAAACAAAAGUCCAAGAAAACAAGAAGGUUGAGAACACGCAGCUGAAGACAAAACGCCUGAGAGAGUACACCAUAAAGUGCCAUUCGAGUAUGCCUCCCAAUAAUACCUACAUCAACUUUGAGCGCUUUGCCCGGGUGGUAGAAGACAUAUCGCUUAUGGAGCGAGGUUUCAGCACUUUGACUGCAUUCCACGAUUCCUUGCAGGAAGACAUUGACGCUCUGGUUUCCAUUUAUAAUGAGAAGGAAGCUUGGUAUAAAGAAGAGAAUGAAAGCGUGAGGCACAAGCUGUCUCAGCUGAAGGAUGAAUACCGUAAAACUGAAUCCCUGAAAAGACAUCUACAAGAUGAUAUAAAGACUGUAGGUGCUAGUCUUACAGGCAUAACUGGAAAAUACGCUGAUCUGCAGAGUCAGUAUGAAUCUCUCAGUCAAGAACUUUCUGAGGAGCUCAGGUGGAUACAAGAUUUAAUGAGUAGUUUUCAGCCGGAAAAUGAAGCCUGUGUGAAUAGAAACUUUGACUCUGUUUUCAACAAAGAUAUAAAUGAGUCACUAAUGGAGCUGUUAAAUAGAUCUCGCUGUGAAGAAUUCCUUGCAGGCUUGAAUCUUGAUGUAGCAGAAUCAAAUCAGUAA
Apaloderma vittatum (bar-tailed trogon) is the source of this 1495-nucleotide messenger RNA. RefSeq names its product death-associated protein kinase 2-like. NCBI's taxonomy places the organism in Eukaryota, Metazoa, Chordata, Aves, Trogoniformes, Trogonidae. Gene Ontology annotation, biological process: intracellular signal transduction; protein phosphorylation; positive regulation of apoptotic process. Gene Ontology annotation, molecular function: protein serine/threonine kinase activity; ATP binding. The coding region runs from base 17 to 1495 and encodes 492 amino acids. The record is from RefSeq and is a predicted model, not a curated record. Gene Ontology annotation, cellular component: nucleus; cytoplasm. The transcript has 9 exons.